Molecule: messenger RNA, 385 nt
Organism: Rhagoletis zephyria (snowberry fruit fly)
Lineage: Eukaryota; Metazoa; Arthropoda; Insecta; Diptera; Tephritidae
Source: RefSeq, a predicted model, not a curated record
AUUUUUCAUCGAUGUUUUUCCGAAAUCCCUAACCCACCCUAAUCCUCGUACUAGCAACGAUUAUCAUCAUGAAUUGAUGUGCAUUCCAGACUCCUGUUUUAAAUAAAUUUAAUGUCAUCUGUUGAUAACACAAAGGAUUGCUUAGCUUGUCGCUUAAUUAGCGGCUUUGGUUUAAUUGCAAUGGGUGCUUACAUAUUAUCACAAUCAAAGAAUCGCAGAAAAAUUGAAAUGAAUACCAUGCGUUUACUUUCAGGAGGCAUAAUGUUCCUUGGCAUAGCGCGACUUUCUAAUGCAAGUUUUCUAAAAAGCAAAUAAGAUACAUUUUUGCUUGACAAAAACAUUAUAAUAUAAAGUUUUAUAUUCUUAACAUUAGCUUAAGUCAAAU